AGGAUUUGAAGAACAUCAGAACUUGAUGCGUUACAAAUCCUAGUUCACCAAAUGAUUCCUCUUUUACACUUUUCUUGUUUUUCUAUUGUUUUAUUCACAAUUACAUAGGCCUAAUUAUUUUGCCGGUGUACGCUGGAUCAAUAUUGCCGACCAGCGUUUUUCAACCAACCAAUCGUCAGCAUACCUGCCCCUCCUCAGUUUACCGGGCGAUGCCAGAGCUCUACCAUCCGCGCAAUUACCGCGCUAUAGUGCGACCGAUGAAUCGUUCUGCGUAACACGACCACGCCUUAUAGUGCAUUCGGUAUGCGGUCUCUGGUGCAUUGCAUUAUAGCGUGUUUUUGGUGCUAUAACCAUUAUUGAUUUAUGUAGAUGCAAAUGAAAUGACAGCUGUUGGUCAGUGACAUUGUGAACGCGGACGGAAAGUGAAGGUUGUAAGAGAUAUUGUGCAAUACUGUCAAUAAGUAGUGAGUACGGUACCGGGAUACCCCAAGACUGCAUUCACUCGCAUCCUCAAGUCCCCCAUCUCUCAACAUGACUACGACAAGGUUGGCUGUUGUGUGCUUCCUGUAUAGUCUACAUCUCAUGGUGCUAGGUGACGACGUGAAGGAUGUGAAGCCGUGUACCUCCGAUGCCAAUACUACAUUCAGUAUCACCUGCCCGGAACAGGAGAUGAUGUAUUUCAUCGAUACAAAUGUGCAAGAGAUGACAGAUGACUGUAAGCCUGGCAGCUGCUCUACCCGAUACUACAUCAGUUCUGACACUGACUGCACCGGUGUCAGAGGGUGUAACAAGACGGUGAGGAAAAGCUGGGUAGAAGACAGUUGUAACAAGGCGAACUUCUAUCAACCUACGUUACUUUAUGAGUGUAUUUCUGAGACCCCACUUGACAUCUGCAGUUUGGGCGGAGUUGCAUCCGGGCCGGACAGUUACUUGUAUCUGAAGUCUCCAAACUACCCAGGGAACUAUACCGUAGACUACCCAAACAAGACCUGCACCUGUGAGAUCCGGGGAGCGGGAAUGACAAUGCAGGUCAUUGAGGCCCUGAUCCAGCCCCGCGCCAACGACACCGACAAAUAUACCAUGACUGCAGGUUCCAUCGUCCAUCCCAGAGCUGGAGAAGUUAACACUGUUUCGGGACUUAGAUAUUCUGGUACAAAUCCAUUUUCUGCUUGGGAAUUGAAGAAUGUGAAGCAGGUGCAGUUGGUGUACAAUGCCGGGGGGAAGGAGGGCAAAGACGGCAACUACUUGUGGAUGAGAGUGAAGGGCACAUCAGCCACAACCGUGUCUUGCAAUGGAGCUCCGCAUCCAAGCGCACCUGCACCAACCAACACAGUCAGACCAACCAACACAGUCAGCCCAACCAACAAAGCCGCUCCAACCUACACCGGCCAUCCUAAGCUGACAUUGACCAGUCUGGUUGCUAUGGUUACUGCCGUUGUGAUGUCCAGUGCUGCCUAACUCAAGGACUACUGUAGGUGACAUCAUCCACAAGACCAAGCCGUGUACUGAAGCACGACGAGUUUAAUGUUGUUUAUGUUAAUAAUAUAAAACCAGUGCCGACACUAAACAUAAAGUUUGGAAUCAAUGAUGAUAAUCAGUUGACAUUACAUGUUUUGUUGGUGUAUUCAUGCGCUUGUCAUGUUUCAGGACUGAUGACACGGCAAAAGAAGAUUGGUUGGAAUCCUUCUAUAACCAAAUAUAUAUUUCUUUUAUACCACAUACAUGCUUUACUGAACAAUUACAGAAGAUUGGUUGGAAUCCUUCUAUGCCGGAAUAUAUAUUUCUUUUAUACCACAUACAUGCUUUACUGAACAAUUACAGAAGAUUGGUUGGAAUCCUCCUACCCUGGAAUAUAUAUUUCUUUUAUACCAGAUACAUGCUUUACUGAACAAUUACAGAAGAUUGGUUGGAAUCCUUCUAUGCCGGAAUAUAUAUUUCUUUUAUACCACAUACAUGCUUUACUGAACAAUUACAGAAGAUUGGUUGGAAUCCUUCUAUGCCGGAAUAUAUAUUUCUUUUAUACCACAUACAUGCUUUACUGAACAAUUACAGAAGAUUGGUUGGAAUCCUUCUAUGCCGGAAUAUAUAUUUCUUUUAUACCAGAUACAUGCUUUACUGAACAAUUACAGAAGAUUGGUUGGAAUCCUUCUAUGCCGGAAUAUAUAUUUCUUUUAUACCACAUACAUGCUUUACUGAACAAUUACAGAAGAUUGGUUGGAAUCCUUCUAUGCCGGAAUAUAUAUUUCUUUUAUACCACAUACAUGCUUUACUGAACAAUUACAGAAGAUUGGUUGGAAUCCUUCUAUGCCGGAAUAUAUAUUUCUUUUAUACCACAUACAUGCUUUACUGAACAAUUACAGAAGAUUGGUUGGAAUCCUUCUAUGCCGGAAUAUAUAUUUCUUUUAUACCACAUACAUGCUUUACUGAACAAUUACAGAAGAUUGGUUGGAAUCCUCCUACCCUGGAAUAUAUAUUUCUUUUAUACCAGAUACAUGCUUUACUGAACAAUUACAGAAGAUUGGUUGGAAUCCUUCUAUGCCGGAAUAUAUAUUUCUUUUAUACCACAUACAUGCUUUACUGAACAAUUACAGAAGAUUGGUUGGAAUCCUUCUAUGCCGGAAUAUAUAUUUCUUUUAUACCACAUACAUGCUUUACUGAACAAUUACAGAAGAUUGGUUGGAAUCCUUCUAUGCCGGAAUAUAUAUUUCUUUUAUACCAGAUACAUGCUUUACUGAACAAUUACAGAAGAUUGGUCAGAAUCCUUCUAUGCAGGAAUAUAUAAUUCUUUUAUACCAGAUACAUGCUUUACUAAACAAUUACAGAAGAUUGGUCAGAAUCCUUCUAUGCCGGAAUAUAUAUUUCUUUUAUACCAGAUACAUGCUCUACUGAAGAAUUACAGAAGAUUGGUUGGAAUCCUUCUAUGCCGGAAUAUAUAUUUCUUUUAUACCACAUACAUGCUUUACUGAACAAUUACAGAAGAUUGGUUGGAAUCCUUCUAUGCCGGAAUAUAUAUUUCUUUUAUACCAGAUACAUGCUUUACUGAACAAUUACAGAAGAUUGGUUGGAAUCCUCCUACCCUGGAAUAUAUAUUUCUUUUAUACCAGAUACAUGCUUUACUGAACAAUUACAGAAGAUUGGUUGGAAUCCUUCUAUGCCGGAAUAUAUAUUUCUUUUAUACCACAUACAUGCUUUACUGAACAAUUACAGAAGAUUGGUUGGAAUCCUUGUAUGCCGGAAUAUAUAUUUCUGAUACCACAUACAUGCUUUACUGAACAAUUACAGAAGAUUGGUCAGAAUCCUUCUAUGCAGGAAUAUAUAAUUCUUUUAUACCAGAUACAUGCUUUACUAAACAAUUACAGAAGAUUGGUCAGAAUCCUUCUAUGCCGGAAUAUAUAUUUCUUUUAUACCAGAUACAUGCUCUACUGAAGAAUUACAGAAGAUUGGUUGGAAUCCUUCUAUGCCGGAAUAUAUAUUUCUUUUAUACCAGAUACAUGCUUUACUGAACAAUUACAGAAGAUUGGUUGGAAUCCUUCUAUGCCGAAAUAUAUUUCUUUUAUACCAGAUACAUGCUUUACUGAACAAUUACAGAAGAUUGGUUGGAAUCCUUCUAUGCCGGAAUAUAUAUUUCUUUUAUACCACAUACAUGCUUUACUGAACAAUUACAGAAGAUUGGUUGGAAUCCUUCUAUGCCGGAAUAUAUAUUUCUUUUAUACCACAUACAUGCUUUACUGAACAAUUACAGAAGAUUGGUUGGAAUCCUUAUAUGCCGGAAUAUAUAUUUCUUUUAUACCACAUACAUGCUUUACUGAACAAUUACAGAAGAUUGGUUGGAAUCCUUCUAUGCUGUGGAAUAUAUAUUUCUUUUAUACCACAUACAUGCUUUACUGAACAACUACAGAAGAUUGGUUGGAAUCCUUCUAUGCCGGAAUAUAUAUUUCUUUUAUACCACAUACAUGCUUUACUGAACAAUUACAGAAGAUUGGUUGGAAUCCUUCUAUGCCGGAAUAUAUAUUUCUUUUAUACCACAUACAUGCUUUACUGAACAACUACAGAAGAUUGGUUGGAAUCCUUCUAUGCCGGAAUAUAUAUUUCUUUUAUACCACAUACAUGCUUUACUGAACAACUACUUUGCUUUCCUUCACCGCGUGAGACGUAGAGCAGUUUAAAAGGGAAACAACUUUUGGGGUGUGAUAUAUUGAAGCAGCACCCACCUCUCUCACACCCUAAGACCCCUGCAGUCUCGAACUCCAUCUCUUCAUAUACUGAGGCAAAAGUAACUGAUCCGAUAAAUUUGUUGGUGACUGAAAACUAUGCUUGUCAUAAGAGGCAACAACCUGGAUUGGGUGGUCAGGCUCACCGUUAUUAACAGACUGCCAUCAUAUAGCUAGAAUAUUGCUGAAUGUGGUGUUAAACAAAAAACCAACAAUUGGGGCCACUGUAUUGUCAAUACAGUCCAUCAGAUCAUAAGCUUGAGUUUACAGUUUGGGCAAUUGAAUGAUUGGGUUUAUCACAAGUGUGUCACAGGUGUAUCACAGGUGUAUCGCAGGGGUAUCACAGGUGUAUCGCAGGGGUAUCACAGGGGUAUCGCAGGGGUAUCACAGGGGUAUCACAGGGAUUAGAUGACUGGGUGAAUGAAUCCCUGUUUGGGGAUUAGCUGCGGAAACAGUGGAGGUCAGUUCAAUUACCCGGGGUAGUUAUAAUUUGAAUAAGUAUAAGCACAUUUCCAAUUUUUGUAACCAGUGAAUUGGAACGUUUGUUCUGAAAAACAUUAGCAUUGUGAUCAUAACCAGGGUGGCAUUAUAGCCUGGGAAUUUUGUGCAGAAAUCUG
Messenger RNA from Haliotis rufescens (red abalone), 4828 nucleotides. RefSeq lists its product as uncharacterized. The transcript is spliced from 5 exons. The coding region runs from base 532 to 1458 and encodes 308 amino acids. NCBI's taxonomy places the organism in Eukaryota, Metazoa, Mollusca, Gastropoda, Lepetellida, Haliotidae. The record is from RefSeq and is a predicted model, not a curated record.